GGGGAGGUCAUUAUAAUUUGCCCUAAAUAAAACCAUUUAAGCACUAAUCACAUGGUUAGGGAGAUCAAUGGUGAAAAAGUUUACUCUACAUCCUUUUGUAUCGUUUGUAUGUAGAUAUAUAUACUAGUAUUAUAUCGAGUACAGCUGUACUUUUACUGUUAAAAACAGAAAGCUUUGACUGAGGAUACGUUCGUCUUUAUGUAAAAACAGAAGGGCAAUAUUGUCGACAUGAAAGAACUGGAAUGUGUGGGGUUUAUCAGUGUUCUUAUUUUACAUUACAGUAUACACACCUGGUAUAUCUUUCCUCUCUCUAUAUUGUAGGAGUAGCAAGCAUUUCGAUUUUUGAUAUCUCUCAAACUCUAUCUCUUUCUCAACCAGUUGAGUUGAAGCUUAUCUCUCUAGAUUUGUUACUUUUAGAGAGAGAACUUCUCUCUCUACUUAUAUAUCUUUAAUCUCACCGUUAUUGGUUCCUUAUUGCUAUAUUUUUGGCUUAUGAGGUUUGCAUUUGAAGGUCUUCCUCUCCGUUGAUUCCGUUAGAUUCAAUUUAGUCAUAUUUUUGAAAAUGCAGGCUAAUCCAAUUGAAUCUGUUAGGGUUUUGGACUCUGGUAUCUUCUGUGUUCCAAGCUGUGUGAUGUUGAUGAUGAUGAUAUAUAACAUUCGAAGAUUUUAGUUGUUCUAGCAAGUUGUGGUGUUCUCGUUGCGUGAUUUGGUUUCGCUUAUCUGAAGUAUGCUCGCCGCUGUGAUGAUUUCGGCGAUGCACUCAAAACUCAUUUCGGCAUUGUUGAACAUCGAGGCUCUCUUUUAGGGUUACAAAUAGAUCAGUAUAUGUUGGCAUCUUUGGAGUUCAAUUGGGUGGCAUUGUGCUGAUUUUCAACACUCAAUAGCAUCGAUGGGGCUUCUCCAAAGAAGUCUCCCGAUGCUUCUCCUUUUGGUAUGGUUCUUCUGGUUGCCAAAACUCAAAGCUCAAUCCCCUGGCUCUUCAUCAAGGGCCUUAGAUGCACUACUCCAAGAUUAUGCUUAUCGUACAUUUGUUAAUCCGAGGACUGGCACUGUGUAUGAUGGGGUUGUACCAUCAAAUUUAGCCGGGAUUAAGGUUUCAGCAUUGAGGCUCAGGAGUGGUAGCUUAAGGACCAGAGGUGUUCCGAUGUACAAAGAAUUUAUGAUACCUGUAGGUCUUAUUGUGCAGCCAUAUGUGGAAAGGCUUGUUAUGGUCUACCAUAACUUGGGCAAUUGGUCUAAGGUGUAUUACCCCUUACCUGGUUACAUGUAUUUAGCUCCUGUAUUGGGACUCCUUGCUUACGAUGCUUCAAACUUAUCAGCCAAAAAUUUAACCGAAUUGGAUAUCAUGGCAUCUCGUCAACCCAUAUCAAUUGAGUUUCCGGAUGUGAAAUUUGUGCCGCCUGGGUCUGUUGUGAAGUGUGUUUGGUUCGACUUACAUGGUUUGGUCAAUUUCAGCAACUUAGUAUCUGACAAUGUAUGUUCAACAUUCCAACAGGGGCAUUUCUCUAUCGUUGUAGAGUCCACUGCUGCCCCUUCUCCGGCACCAGUUCCUUCUGAACCACCUGAGCAAGCUCCAGAUGAGGAGGUUCCAACAAUUAGUGGUGGAGAAAAGAAGAGCAAUACUAAGGUCUGGAUAAUUGUCGGGUCUGUGCUCGGUGGUUUAGCAUUGUUGGUUUUGUUGGGAUUUCUGGCAUUGUGGGUGCUGAGGUAUAAGCACAGAAAGAAAAUGCAGCAGAUGGAAAAGGCUACAGAGGUCGGGGAAUCACUGUACAUGACCCCAGUAGGAAACACAAAAGCACCAGCUGCAAUGGUGAUGCGGACACAACCAACUCUUGAGAACGAAUACGUGCCAUAACUUCUGUUUGUACAAGCUGAUCUUUAGCUCCUUCAUAUUCAUGUUCAAUUCUUGCGUUUAGAUAUUCUUCUGAUCACACCUGCUUUUGCUGGUGUCUUCUUUCUUGCUUUAUUGGUCUCAAUAGGCUGCUGGUUUUAGUGGUGAGUAAUAUAGGGUUAUUGUGUAAAUAAUAAUCUCUUACCACUCACAAACACCCACUCACAGUUUCUUGAUUCAUUGUGGUGUGCAUGUAGUCCGUAGCCCAGAGUGAUUUGUGAUGAAUUCUACUGCCCAUUGACAAGGAAUAAAAUUUUUAAUGGCAUCUUCUUUUUUGUGUUCUCAA
This is a messenger RNA of Cornus florida, 2177 nucleotides long. RefSeq lists its product as uncharacterized. Gene Ontology annotation, cellular component: membrane. The transcript has 2 exons. NCBI's taxonomy places the organism in Eukaryota, Viridiplantae, Streptophyta, Magnoliopsida, Cornales, Cornaceae. The record is from RefSeq and is a predicted model, not a curated record. The coding region runs from base 890 to 1855 and encodes 321 amino acids.